Cydia splendana is the source of this 6284-nucleotide messenger RNA. RefSeq names its product ubiquitin-conjugating enzyme E2 R2. Gene Ontology annotation, molecular function: ubiquitin conjugating enzyme activity. Gene Ontology annotation, biological process: ubiquitin-dependent protein catabolic process; protein polyubiquitination. NCBI's taxonomy places the organism in Eukaryota, Metazoa, Arthropoda, Insecta, Lepidoptera, Tortricidae. The record is from RefSeq and is a predicted model, not a curated record. The coding region runs from base 387 to 1118 and encodes 243 amino acids. The transcript is spliced from 5 exons.
AACUCAGGCAGCAGCUGCUGUACUAGCGCGCAGCCGAUUUCCUUGGAAUUGCGAUUGUUUGGGCAGAAUAGCAGCGAACAAUUUCUUAAUCUCAUUGUUGAAUCGCACGCCGCGUAGUUUGGACCUAUAGUGCAUUUUUCAAACGUUUAUUGCUGCAGCAUAAUUACUACGUUAUGUUUUCAGUUUUGGCGUUUCGAAGUGUGUUCAUAAAUAAUCCGUAGCUAUGCUGGCGAUAUGUUUACCAAAUUACAUCGGUCGUUGUGACUCAAGUUGAAAUGCCUUGUGAAUACGUGGAUCGUGAGGAGAGUUCCACAGUGUUAUGUCGAUAAAGUCUUUUUCUUUUAGUAGAUAGUGAUUUUAGUGUAAAAUUCAAUUAGCAAAAGACAAUGUCUAGCACAGUUCCGACGAGUUCUGCCCUUAGGGCUUUGGCCUUAGAGUACAAGAGUCUGCAGGAGGAGCCCGUGGAAGGAUUCAGAGUGAAACUUUGUGGAGAAGACAAUUUGUUUGAGUGGGAAGUGGCGAUAUUCGGCCCCCCAGACACGUUAUAUCAAGGUGGCUACUUUAAGGCACAUAUGAAAUUCCCUACAGACUAUCCAUAUUCACCACCUUCAAUUAGGUUUUUAACGAAAGUAUGGCAUCCAAACGUAUAUGAGAACGGAGACCUCUGCAUAUCAAUCCUGCACCCGCCCGUGGAUGACCCGCAAUCGGGCGAGCUGCCGUGCGAGCGCUGGAACCCCACGCAGUCGGUCCGCACGGUGCUGCUCUCCGUGAUCUCGCUCCUCAACGAGCCCAACACCUUCAGCCCGGCCAAUGUGGACGCGAGCGUCAUGUACAGGCGCUGGCGUGACUCCAAGGGCAAGGAUAAGGAAUAUGAGAAUAUUAUAAGGAAACAAGCGCAAGUCGCGCGCAUAGACGCUGAAAGAGAAGGCAUCGUCGUGCCUCUCACUCUAGAAGACUACUGCAUCAAAACGCAAGUCAAGUCCACCACGCAAGAACCACAGCUGGACAUGACUGAUUUCUACGACGACGACUACGACGACCUUGACACGUCGGACGAGGAGAUCGAGCCAAUCGAGGCCGGCGAGGACGGCGAUGACAGCGGCAACGGCGAGUUGUGAGGCCCGCUCUCGCGAGGCCUACACACCACUAGGCAAAUAUAACCCCACAAGCCCCGCUGCAAAAAACUUUACACAAAGAAUAAAGUGCAUCUCAAUAGAUAUUUAAAUUUUUUGCAUGGGGGCUUAGGGGGUUAAACCACUGACUUUAUAUUAUAUGUGACUAAUAUCAACCUUAACUCGGGCAUAUAAAGUCUAUAUUUGUGCAAUAGCGAGUCAUGAAGCCUGCUGUAUCGAGGCCUACACUCCUCUAGGCAAAUAUAACCUCAGAAGCCCCGCAGCAAAAAAUACUUAUACUUAAAUUGGUAGUUACUUUUUCUGCAUGGGGCUUAGGGGGAAAGAACCACUGACUAUACAAUUGUGACUAUAACUGUGGCACACAAAGUCUAUAUGUACUUGUGCAACGGCGAGUCGUGAGGCGCGCUCCGUCGAGGCCUACACUCCCUCCACUAGGCAAAUAUAACUUCAGGAGCCCUGCUGCAAAAACCAUUUCUAUUGUUAGAAAGAAUAUCUGAACACGCCUCUAUUGUGUUCAGAUAUCUGUGAGCACCUUGGCGGCUCCGAUAUUAUAUCUGAUGGCGACUGUACCUACAUUUACGAGGCCUCAAACUCAUCCGUCAUUUGUUUUUCAAAAUGGCGCUUGCUGCCCGAAUGUAUAAGCGAAAGCCUACGGAGCAAAACAACAAAUGUGUGUAUAUUUUCGAUGACUAUUGGUUUGGCUGUAACUGGAUUGCCAAUCGUCUCCCAAUAAAAUGCUGCAAAAUGUAUAAAUAACACUGAGUAGUGCCGGUUCAGGUGUCAAAUUAAUACUCACAAAAUGAUAUUCCUGUCAGUACGUAAGGCCAGGAUCAAACUGCCUAGGGAAAAUUUCUUUUGUGAGCAAAAACAUAUCUUACAAUAUAAAUUUUCAGUUACAUUACUUGUAAAAAGACAAGAUCUAAACCAAUUAUAUUGUAAGGUGUGUAUUAAUUGCAAUAAAACUUAAAACAUCAUUGGGUCAUAUAUAUCAAACAUGAAUUAAAUGUAAAUAUUAUUCGUACAAAGUAACGACUUUGACCUAGUAAAUGAACUGAAGUAUAUUAGAAUCUUCGUAAACUAUACUAAACUAAAUCUAUUAAUUUAGUUAGUACGUCUCUACUUCUCAAGUACAAACUAUUGGUACAGUAGCAAGACUCCCUUGCUUUCACCGAUUUACUAUUAAUUUAAAUAAUACAGACUAUAUACCUCUUAAUAUAUUGUUUUGCUUACGGUUUCUUCUUUUCUUUUCGCAAUUUAAAACGGUUAGAUUUUUCUCAUUGUAUUGCUUACAACCUAUAAUAGCCUACAUAGUUACAUAUAGUUUCGAAUUAGGUAGCUCUUUCAUUUAAAAACCCCAUCUGAUCGAAAAUGAAAUAAAAUAAGUAAAGUCGAUGUUGAAUAAAUUACCAUUUCACCGCGUUAUCAAACCAGAUGUUCGCGUAAGCUUAGACUUGUAUUGUGAAUUAAUUAUAGCAACGAGUACUAUAAUAGUUCUAAUACUUAUUGACAUAACGGCUAUUUUCGACUGAUUGAUAUGCGUGCGCAGCGUGCGUUUUUCUUCUAUACUAACAUAACACGUGUCAAUAUUGCGAUUCGUUUACGGAGUUUCGUUGCUGCGCACUUUCUCUUGGUUCUAAUAUUUAAAGCAACGUCGUAUGUAGCAACAUUUUACUUUUAUACGUUUGUAACGCCAUUGCACUGCACUUCUAGCAAUUGAACCUUGGAAUCAAAUUCAAAUUUCAAGGCACGGUUUAUAAUUUCCUGCCUAAACUGUUUCUUAAACCAUUUUUUUAUUUGUAUUUUUUGUAGACACGCCCUUUUUAAUUGGGUUUUUAUUAACUUUCAUUGUACUGCAAAUUUGCGUGGGAAAAUUAUACCUACUUACAAAGCUCCUUUUUAUAACUACUUGCAUGUAUACAAACUGGCUUUUCAAUUACCUCCAACUAUUAACGUCACUGAGGGGCUACCGCGAAAACCGAUAUUCGCAAAUUGCGGGGAUCUUUCUCUUUUACUCCAAGGAAGGCGUAAUAAGAGUGACAGAGAAAAAUGCCCGCAAUUUGCGAACUUCGAUUUUCGCGGUUAUAGCCCUGAUUAACUAUUAACAGGCCCAAUGGCCAAUUUGUUCACGUUUUUCCUCUUUCUUUGUCCAUCUAUAUUACCUAUAAUUAUCCCUUUUCCGCCACAUCAAAACAAUGUAUCAACUAGGUACUACUUAAAUUUAAUUGUUACAGUUUUAAAUGGGAAUAUCUUGCCUGGACUUUCAAGUUGCAAUUGUUGCAAAUUAACGAUUGCCUUGUUUCUUCUUGCCGAUACAUUAGGGACUAAUAGCUACACUCUGAACUGACCUUUGAUCGACUUUAUGUCUUAGUAAUAAGGUAUACGAAUAAACCUGUACAUGACCAAUACAUCUGCAUUGAAUAAAUAACAUCCUAACAUGAUUUUUUGGCAUCAGUCGAGCCGUUCAUUUGGCAUUUGCUUGCGGUAAAAUGCAUUUAUUUUAAUAGUCGCUCUAUGUCAAACAGGGAUAGAUUGUACUUGUACACUAGUCGAAACAUCAAGACUUUUAGUUUAAUUGAACAGAUUAUACGUAAGACCUUAUAAGACAUCGAUAAUCACAUCGUAAAACGGACACAUGCAUUAUUUUAUCAUUUGCAAGCAAAAAAUUAAACUAAAUGCAUAUUGACAAGCUAAAUUCUGUACUCUCAGUGGUAAAAACACGGCAUGGCAGUGGGGCGUAUACGGCCGUACGAUAAUUUUAUAUCGGAACUUUUAUUGAGAGUAUUGACCCCCUCUUAUAAAAUAGGACUGGACUUUUGGAUGUAGCUCAACAUUUCCUUCAGUAGGAAGGACAAGCUACUAAAUGUUCAGCUACUUCCUAGCUACACUGCACUAACUUCUUAUCUUUACAAAGAAUGGCUAAGUGCAGUAGCCGCAAAAUGAUUUGAGAGCAUUGUCUGCUUAGAGCAUAAUAAAACUGAAAGGAUAUCUCUAUGAUCCUUUUGAGAAUAGUUCAUAACUUUGUACAUACUUGCAAUGGGUUGAGACGUAACUUUAGAUAUACUCAACGUUUAUGUGUAGUGGUAGGGGUACCUACAGUGAACUAUUUUGAAAACUAUCGUAGGGUGGGUUAGCAUGUCUGCCUUCAAAGAGUAGCAAAACUGAUCGCACGGGUUUUUAUCACGCAAUGGUCAUAUUCUUAGUAAUUGGUACAGCCUGUACUGUGCAAGUUUAGAAGAACCAAGCUCUACUGUGUGACCUGGUUUUCACCACGGUGCCAGGUGCGACAAUUCGACAAAUGUCACUGUUGCUGACGUCACAGGCAUCCACGGGCUACGAUUACCGCUUACCACCGGGCGGGCCGUAUUCCUGUUGUUCACCAUCAUUGUAUUAUUUAAAAAAACUUUAUUAUAUCGGCAAAAAAUAGGUAUUUCUCUUGCGAAGUUUAUGAUGAUGAUGAUGACAAUUGUCACAAGAUUUAAAAGACUUUUCGGUAAUUCUUGACUGGAAAUGAGUUCUCUGUCGGAAUUUCGUGACAAUUGUCGUGUUUCUUGUGACAAUUGUCAUUAGCUUCGCAAAAUAAGUACUUAUUUAUUGGCGAUAUAAUGGAGUUUUUUUUAAUUAAAAUGUUGGUGCCAAACAAGCACACCGCCCGUCCGAUGGUAAGCGGUUACCGUUGCUUAUGGAGGCCUGUGACGCCAGUAACAGUGAUGUCGACAAUUGUCACACCUGUCACCGUGGUGAAAUAGGGGCCUGCUAGCACCGUAUGGCAGUCAGUUUUACUAGCUCCGCAUGUUUUAGCGAUGCUUGAAACAAAAUAUAUUUUGAGUUGUCCAUACUUGCCUGAACCGGAUAGACAAUUUUACAAUUUAUGAAGUGAAUGAAUGGUGAAUAGAAAGCUUAUUUUUAUGAAGUUUAUGGCAAUAUGUUCCAUGCUAGUGCAGCUCGGAUAGACAACAUGAAGUUUGGAGAUUUAAAAUAUCGUUUGAGGGGUGAUAUUUCGAUAUUUUCAUGGUAUAAUAAUAUACUCCGCCUGGUACUCUCUUCCGACCACGUGACUGACACAAUUCUACGUCAUCAACAUCAUGCGACAGCGCUAUAUGAUAAUAUGCGACACCGCUAUAUAAAGUGGCAAUGUUAUUGUGACGUAGGCUUGUGUCACUCUGGGAAGAGAAGACCAUGUUUUAUUAGACUAUGGAUAUUUUCGAUCUUUGAACUUUGCGGUAUUGCAUCUAACUAGCAGGCACGUUUGCGUUUAUGUCUGUAGUAGUUGCUAAGCGGGCGAUAAGAUCAAAAUGAACUGAGCACAACUAUAUUGUCCAGCUAGUAAGAGCGUGUGCAGAUCAUUUGGACCGCCUCGCCCACUUAGCUUACUGAACAUAAACGCAAUCAUGCUCAGACUGUUUGUCUAUUCGACCAUUAUCUCGUAAUAUUAGUUAGCUUAUUUAAGAUUUAUUAGCGAAUUUUCAAAUGUCACUAUUUUUUAUGUAUUUUUGCUGUAUUUUGUCAUCACAAUUUGCUCCAACAAGUUGUCUUUAAUAAAUUAUAUUGAUUGAGCAUCUCUUUUUGGCUUUUUAAGAAUUGUUUAAUAUUAGUGUCCCGUACUAGAAUAGGUUGAUAUGUGUAAUGCACCAUUUUUGUCUGACACUAAUAUAGUAAACUUGUACAGAGAUUUAUAAUGAGUAUGCUCAAAACAUAAUUUAAAAAAUACCGUAAGUUUAUUAGAUUAACUGGCUACUGGUACUCUGUUGUAUCCAGUAUAGUAAAAUGCCUACCUGUAUGAUUUAAUUAUAACGAAAUUAUCUGUAAUGUAUAUUGUAAGUAAAAAUGAAUCUUUAUGGUUAGUGUGCACUAAGUUAACGGACUCAUUUAUUUGAACAACUAUUAAGAUCUAGAAAACUGAUAACAAAAUUGCUGUUUGCUUACAACUUAGAUUCUCAAACUUUGUCAAGUCUGUUUAAAAUGUUUAAAUUCUUAAUGCUGUAUGUGUUGGCUAACAAACCUCUGUUAAUCCUGAUGAUUCGUCCAGAAUUUGUAAACUUAAGUUACAUUGUAAGUGAUUUGGCAAAUCAAUGUAGGUAAAUUACACGAUGAGAAUGUUAAUUAAUUAUUAAUCAUAGAAUAACAAUAAAGUAAAAGCGUUUGGAUGCGAAA